Molecule: messenger RNA, 36058 nt
Organism: Podarcis lilfordi (Lilford's wall lizard)
Lineage: Eukaryota; Metazoa; Chordata; Lepidosauria; Squamata; Lacertidae
Source: the annotation of a GenBank genome assembly
GGGGCAUUGACAGAACAGGGUGUGCUCGCUCGAGCGCGCCCAACAUUCCUCAGAAAACACGGACAUUCUAUUCUACAUGAGUAGAACGUCCCUGGUUUCUGAGGAAUUCGCAUUUUCAUGCUACUGUCGGCCUAUCCCCGCCUCCAGGCCCGCCUCUGUUCCCUCCCAGCCCGGCUGCUGGUACCACCUCCUUCUCCUCUUCCUCCGCCUGCUCCUUCUCCUGUCAAAACCGCCCAUCUCAUCCAAGCUGCCGUCAGGCAGCCGCCUCUCCUCCUCCCGAGGAGGCCUGAGCAGGUAAACAGCGAUCUACCUGAGAAAGGGAAACCUUCCCCCGCAUUUGGCCUUGGACGCCCCGAGCCUCUUAGGCUUGCAGAGAGGACGAUGAGCGCGGGGCGGGGGCAGCCUUGGGCCUAGUUGGGGUACCCGAAGCACCGGCCUCGCCUGGCCCGUCGCCCCGGAGAAGAGCGUUCCAGGAGCGAACGGGGAGGUAGGUGGCGAUUUUGGAGCUGGGCAGAUGCAAAUUGGGUCACCCCCCAAAAAAAAUCGGUAUGGGGGAGCCAUCAGCCGCUUGAAAGUUGGGGUUUUAAUAAAAUGCUUUCUGAUGUUGACCCAAGGAAGAAAUGAAGGGAGGGGGCAGCCCUUUUAAUGCACACCACCGUUAGCUUGAGUGGUGGGAAGAGGAGGUCCAAGUUGAUUUUUCUUUAAAAGCGCUCAUUAAGGUAUCAACCCCCUCCCCUUUAUUAUUAUGGGGAACCUUAAUGCAUUAACUGCUGUUUAUUCCUUUGGGGGCAUUAUUAAUGCAUCAGUCCCCUGUUAUUACUAUGUGGAGAUACUGGGAGAGGUGGAUGCCUUUAUAAUUUUAUUAACACUAUUACAUUUGGGUUUGUGUGGGGAGAAUCUGUCACAUGUGCUGAAUUUGGGGUGGGGCAGCCAUCUGUGCCCGUUCAUUAUUUUUAGUGGAAAAUCUAAUUGGGGGGAACAGCUCCAAACAAGUUCAUGAUUCUCCCCGUCUCACCCAGCUUUGUAAUGUGACAUUACUUUUUGGGAAGUGGGGUAUGAAGAUGGAUUUUAAAAUAUUUUCUUCAGCUGUUUCCUCUUGAAAGGGGGAGUUCUUUGGUUGUGGAAUUUUGUGUGUAUUGUUGUUUAAUGAGUUACUCUGAAAGGAAGAGUUUGUUUCAAAGUUCUGAUCGCUUAAUAUUGGUUUGUUACUGUUUAACAUGAUUUUGAUGUCCCUUUUCUGCGGAGUGGUGUGAAAUUUACACCCCUCAAUUGUCUAUAAUUAUGUAUAUUGAAUCUGACUGACAGCAUUGAACUGGGAUAGUGAUGGUAUUUCAACAUUAAACUAUAAUGUAGAUAGAAUAUGUCCUUUAAAAAAUAAUAAUACGUAUGUUCUCCAAUAUCUAUUUGUCUUCUGUGACACUGACACAAGGGCAAUCAUAGGAACAUGUCUGGGUCACAUAUAAGAAGAGCCUGGCAGAAGGAUAAGGUUAAAGGCCCAUCUAGUUGAGCAUCCUGUUCUCUCAGUGGCCAACCAGAUGCCUUUGACAGUGAUGGCGACCCUGUGGCCCUCCAUAUGUUGUUGGGACUCCAACUCCCAUCAGCCCCAGCACAUGUGGGAGUUGUAGCUUAGUAACAUCUGGAGGGCCACAGGCGCCCCACCAUUGGUCUAUAGGAAGCCUGCCAUGCAAUAAUACUCUUCCUAUUUGUGAUUCCCAGCAAAUAGGCAUUGUCACUAGUACCCAGUGAUGUAGCCUUAUUCUCCAGGAGUUUGUCUAACCUUAUUUUAAAUAUAGGAAACUUGAUGGUGGAAAGCAUUGCUUUGGGAUAAUACGCAAGAGUGUUGAUGUGACAGCUGGACCGUGCGGUCAAGGUGGACUUGAUGUUUCUUAAUUAGGGCAGAAUAUGCCCUCACAGGAUGUCAGUUAUGCCCUUUGGGUGGCAACAGAGGGCUUGUGUUGGGAGUUGGCCCACUCUUUCCUUGGAAAUCUCAGGGAUGCAAAAAUUCAAUGGAAAUUAGGUUUCUGAUGCUGUAUCUUUUUGUUUUAAAUUUGGGUAGUUUGAGGGCACGCUGGAAAAACUGCAGCUUUGUGUUGUGUAGGCAGACUUGUGUGCCUGCACCCAGAUAAAGCUGUGAAUGUCACAGUAAGGUUUGGUGCAUGUAGGAUUUAACAAAAUGCACUUGUGCCUUUUAAAAUGGCAUGUCAGUAACUAUUUGGUAGAAUGGAGGCUUUCCCUUCCACCAUGGCUCACGACACUCUACAAGAUGAUAGAGGAAAUGAUAGCCAGAAGAAUGGCAAACCUUUUCAUUGCCUUUGCUAGCUUGGAGUGAUAUGAUUUCCGGACUUUCAGCAUACUUGGAUUGCUAGAAAAAGUUGAAUCAUUAAUCUGUUCAAGGCUUGUGUUAUCGCCAGUAAAUUGUUUGUGCAGGGGUGUGGAACAUCAGGACUGAGGGCCAAAUGUGACCCUGAUUUUCUUUCAUUCUCAAUUGUUUCCAAAGUCUCUGGUUUGAUUUGCAUUUAAUUCUGGGAAUCAUUUUUUGCCCCAAACAGAACCCUGUAGAAAUAUGGUGGACUUCUGAAUACUGGACAAAGAAAAUAAAAGAAUUGGACUGUCUGUGUCUGUCUGUCCAUGGCUGCAGGAAUGGGUGGGUGGGUGGGUGCAGGCAUCUGUGAGAAACGGAGGGAGAGAAAUGUCAGGCUGGAUGAUGCAGCAGCUCCAGCUGUUGAAGGGGGAAAAAUGAUGAGUAAUGCGUCAUUCGCUCACUGGAAGGACAAUUGGCUGCUCAUUCUUGCGAGUGCUCUUUGGAGCUUUCUGUUCCUGUCAUUGUUGCUUGGAGGUUCAUUUGUUUUUGCCCUCUUCUGCCAGUACUCAGAAUAACGAUCUGUUCCUUUUCCACAGUAGCUGGGAAUCGCUGCCUAGGGGAAAAUUAAUCCCUACAGUAACAACCAUUUUUGGUUGAUUUAGCAGAGCCUAAGAUUUUGUCUCCUUGCUAGUGCCAGCACCCUCAUGUGGCAGAGAUACCAGCUGCACACACACAUUUAAAGCACAUGGCUUCCACCACCACCCCACAAAAAAAAAGAAAUAAAGAAUUCCAGGAAUUAUAUUGUUAAGGGUGCAGGGAAUUGUGACUGUGUCCAGGGCAAACUACAUUUGCUAGGAUUCUUUGGGGGAAGCUUUGUGUUUUAAAUAGAUAGUGUGGCCUCACUCCCACAGGAUGGCCACAGACUUUGAUGACUUUAAAAAAGGACUGGACAAAUUCAUGGAGGAGAAGGCUAUUGAGGGCUACUAGCCAUGAUGGUUAUUCUGUGUUGGGAUGGGCCAUCCCUGUUGAUUCAUACCAAAGUGGCAGUUAGUUCAAGACUAGGGUCUGUUUAUGCAAUGUAGUAUAGACAUCCAAUUCAUGAGAAGUCAUGGUUCCACUUUAUUAUUCACUCUAUUGCAGCUUUCCUCCACAAACUAGUGUCUUCCAGCUGGUUUUGACUACAACUCCCCACAUAUCCCUAAUGUUGUAUGUGGUUUUCCCAGUUUCUGAGUGCUUUGUUUCAUGGGUCAUCAGACAUGUACUAAAUUGUCCUUUGAAUCAUAGGACACAGAAGUGUGUUUCAGUACCUGCUCUCCUGCAACAGGAGAUUGUGUCAAUCUGUACAAGGCCCAGAGUUUUCAAGUCCAGGUAGAUUUCCUUGUCAGUAACCUUUUUUUCCUCCAGUGACCUGAAGUCAGCUCCAGGUUAUGCCAAGCUAAGGCCAUGCUAGCUAGAGGUCAACUCUGCGCUGGAAUGUGACAGGCUGAUACAUAUAUGAAGCUCACUGGGUGACCUUCAGCUUUCCACUGCCUCUCAGCCUAACCUUCCUCACAGGGUUGUUGUGGGGAUUAAAGAACAGUGGGGAGAACCAUGUAUACUACAUUGAGCUCCUUGGUGAAAAAUGUGGGAUAUGAAUGCAAUAAAUAAAUAAAUAGAACAAGAUAGGCUUGUGGUUCAGCUCCUCUCAUUUAAAACAUGAACAGAUGAGCAAGCUGAAUGUGAGAACAAUCUGACCUGUUUUGCUGUCCCCCCCUCUCUCUUGAUCCACACAGGUGAACCCAGGUGCAAAAUGAGUGAUCCCAGAGACAUUUGUCCUCACCUGGAUUCCAUAGGUGAAGUCACUAAGGAUGAUCUGCUUCUUAAAUCCAAAGUAAGGAAAAAUUCAUUUGCAAAUUCAUUUGCAAUCCAUAAACAAAUACAUUUUAAGACUGGGAUUGAGGAGAUCCUCAGUACCAUGAGAAUAUCCUUGGGGAGAAGAUAGGACUACUAAACCAGUGCAAGUCUGACUUAAGUAUGCCCUACAUGUCUGAAGGUCAUUCCUAAGAGGAAAAGUUAUACAUAGCAUCGGGGGGGGGGGGAAGCUUUGGCCAUCCACAUGCUUGCUGGACUGCAACUUCUAUCAUCCAUGACCAUUGACCAUGCUGGCUGAGGCUGAUGUGAGUUGGAGCCCUGCAAACUCCAGAGGAGGACACCAAGUUGUAUUGUUGGACUUCAACUCCCAUCAUCCCAGACUACUGGGCAUGCAGUUUGGGGCUGAUGGGAGAUCCAGGUCCGACAAUGUAGGUAGGGUCAUAGUUUCCCCACACUUGAUUGAAGAAUAGGCAUUUCUUCUUUCAUGAGGGAAUACAUCUUUUGAACAGAGGCAUUCUCUCAUCUUUUUGCAUGCCAUAGGGAAUGUUCCUCCUUAGAUCAGGGAUGGAGGGGCCUAUGGCCCUCCAGAUAUUGCUGUACUUCCAACUCCCAUCAUCCAAGCUUCAUUGGCCACACUGGCUGGAGCUGAUAUGAGUUCAGCAUCUGCAGGUGCAUCAUUUCCCUUUCCUUUGUCUGAUGAUGAGUCUGUCUCUGAGGACGAUAGGCCACUGAUAAUUAUUUCUCCUCAUAUGAAAACAGGGUACUUGCCAGUCUUGUGGAGCAGGGGGACCAAACCUGUGGGCCUGUCUUCAGGUAAAGACAUUCUUUUCAAAUAGAUUUUCCUGCAUGCAUGACUUUUAUUCUUCCUGUUGUAAAAUGUCAUUCACAGCAAGUUACUAAACUGUACAGGUAGACCUUUCACCUUUGGGGUGUGAAGUAGCACUAUUUUCUGUGCAUUGUGUGUGUAUCCACACCCACCAACAUUUUUAUUGCUCUGAAUUUCUUUUGCCAUGUUUCCACUGUGACUGUCAAUCAGCUUUGUUUCACUCCAGGUUUCCUGCCCUUAUGUUGGUUGCGGGGAAUCCUUUGCUGACCACAGCACCAUUCAUGCACAGGUAAGAGAUCUAGUUUCCCCAGGAAGCAAGUGAGCAGCCAGGAAAAUUUCCUUGGAACUUAAUUGUAACACUCCCCCAAAUGUUUAGCAUUCAACACUUCUCUCAGCCAUGUUGCUUUGAAAACACACAAGUAUUGUCUAGAUCUGAAGUCCUCUAAUUUUUUGUACUAGUUGAGGGACAUAUUUUGGAAACGUAACACACUGUUGUGGCCAAUUCUUGUGCCUAUCUUUUCCCUGCACUGUUGGAGGCAAUAUGCCUCUGAAUACCAGCUGCUCAGAAUCACAAGUUGCUGUUUCACUCAGGUCCUGCUUUUGGGCUUCCUGUUGAGGCAUAAGAAUGUAAGAAGAGGCCUGCUGGAUCAGGCUGAUAGCCCACCUAGUCCAGCAUCUUCUUCUCACAGUGGCCAAUCAGAUACGUGAGGGAUACUUGCAAGCAAGAUUCCAGCACAAGAGCACUCCCCACUGCUGCGGUUUCCAGCAGCUGGCAUUCAGAAGCAUUACUACCUCCAAGUAGCAUUAAAUUUCUGCCUCCAAUCAGAAAUAUAAAAUUGUUAGUCAGGAUUACUGCUACCUGGAGAGCAUAGCCAUUAUGACUUGUAGUCGUAGAUAGUCUUCUUCUACAUGAAUUUGUCCACUCCUCUUUUAAAGCCAUCUAUGAUUGUAGCCAUCACUUCAUCCUGUGGGGGUGAGUUCUAUAGCUUAACUAUGCACUGCCUGUCCUAAAUCUUCCAACAUCCAGCUUUGUUGAAGAGAGGGAGAAAAAUGCCUCUCUAUUCACUUUCUUCACAUCAUGCAUAAUUUUAUAAACUUCUAGAAUGUCACUUCUUACUCAUCUUUUCUCUAAACUAAAAAGUCCCAAAUGCUGCAACUUCCCUCAUAGGGAUGUUAUACUACACCUCUACUAUCAAAAGUGAUAUGCCUCUCAGUACCGGGUGCUCUGAAUUGCAUGCAAGGAGAAUUGCUGUUGCCCUCAGGUGCUGCUUGGCUGCGAGGAAAGCAGGAUGCUGGACUUCCUAGCACUCCUUUGGCCUCAUCCAGCAGAGCUAUGCUUAUAUUCUUAUUGAACCUGAGGCUCUAUCUUCUGCUUCUGCUCUGACUGCAUUGCAGUAGAAUUCAAGAUCAGUUGGAUCUUGCCUGUGCAAUUUCACAGUCCCACUUCUUGGGUACCAUAGAUCAGAAAAAUAAGAUAGUUAGUCAGUAUUACUGCUACCUAGAGCAGCAUCCCAUCAUUGAAACUCAUGGACAUGACUGAUUUUGGCUCAUUAAUUUCGAUGGGUCUGCACUGCAUAGCUGGACACAACCCAGAUUAAUUGGCGUGCUCUCUGUGUUUGUGUGUUUUUAAAUUGCUAGGCCAAAAAGCACAACCUGACGGUAAACCUAACAACGUUCCGGGUAUGGUGCUAUGCCUGCGAGAAGGAGGUUUUCUUAGACCAGCGGUUGUCCUCCCACACACCAGUCCCUCCAUCAAAAUUCAUGGACCAGGUGAGUGUUUUGUGGCAAAGCUGGAUGCUUUGAGUUACUCUUUUUCUUAGCUCAAGUGGUCAAUGUGUAAGACUAUCCCAACUUGGAAUGUAGCAGAGAAGUGUCAGGACCAGUGGGAUCUACAACACAGUAUGGUACCUUCAUUACAUAUCUUUAGGCUAAAACAUUUCUCUUCAACCAGACAUUCGGCUGAUUAACAUUCUAUGGCUUUUUAAAUGUGUUUGUGGGAGGAUAUCUAUUGGUUUGCUUUUGCUUUUGUUUUAUUAUGUGUUUUAUAUUCUCAUUUUGUAUUUUUCUGUUGUGAACCACCCUGGCAUCUUUGGAUGGGCAGUGGUAUACACUUUUAAUAAAUAAUAAUAACAUUUUUCUUUUUUUACUUUUUAAAAGCAUUUUAAUCUCGUUCUUUGGCCCCCAAAUGACUGGAAGCUUACAAAUGUCAGUGAUGAGACAGUCCCUGUCCUCAGGCCUAACAGUCUAAAAUACAUGGCAUGAAAAGAGAAGGGAUUAGGAGACAGGAGGAAAAAAGAAAACUCAGCUGUUGUUUCUUAGUUUGGAGAAAUAUACUGUGUGGCAAAGCAGAAUUGCCUUUGAUAUUUACUCCCCAACUUUCACUUCCAGGAUUCUCCUCCACCCACCCAUUCCCUAAAAGCCGUUCCCAUCGCAGUUGCUGAUGAAGGGGAGUCCGAGUCGGAAGAUGAUGACCUGAAACCAAGAGGUAAAUCCAAAGGUCUUAGAGUGCGAAAAUACCCCUUUCCUUUUUGCUUGAACACAGAAAAUAAAAACGUAGCAGUGGGCAUAAUGAACAAGCCUCCAACCCCCUCUCCUUUUUCAUUCCUUUUCUAGGCCUUACUGGAAUGAAAAAUCUUGGGAACUCCUGCUACAUGAACGCUGCACUCCAGGCUCUCUCAAACUGGUAGGUUUUCAGAGUCAUUUUCAGAUAAUUGCUAUUUACAGACUGCCAGGUUGGUGCCCUCCAGAUGUUUCAGACCUUCCUCACCCUCCAGUCAGUAUGUUUGGCACUACAAUUCCCAUUAUCCCCCAGCCAGCAUAUAUGGCAAUAUAACACCCAUCAACCCACAACCAGUAUGUGUUGCACUAUAACUCCCAUCAGCCCCCAAUUAGUAUGUUUGGCACAACUCCCAUCAACCACCAAGCCAGCACGUUGUAGUCCAAAGCAUCUGGAUGAUGCAUCAGCUUGGCAAAGGCUGCUUGUAGGCCAGAUCUGGUGGCUUCAUUGGGGCCAGGCAGAUUUUUUUUUUAGCUGCUUGGUUUCUUCCACCUUUUAUUAAAGGCAUCAAUGUUUUCCCUUUCUCUCUGCCCCCAAUUGAAGUUGUUGGAUAAAUUAUAACCCACCUUUCUUUCUUGUCUUCCUAUCAGUCCCCCACUCACUCAAUUCUUCCUUGAGUGUGGCGGUCUCGUGCGCACUGACAAGAAGCCAGCACUUUGCAAAAGUUACCAUAAGCUGAUUUCUGAAGUGUGGCAUAAGAAGCGGUGAGUAAAUCUAGGACACUGUGGCUGUAGGGACCACAGCUCACUGGUAGAGCACUUGCUUUGCAUGCAGAAGGUCCUGGUGUUGUUUUUUUUAAAAAAAAUAAGAUUUUUAAAAGGUUUUUACACGAUACAGUAAGAGAAACUAAUUUAAAUUAAAACAAAAGCAAAGAGAGAAAGAAAAAAGAAAACAACGAAGGAAAACAAAAAAUAGAAGAAAAGAAAAAUAAGAGAAGAGAAGAAAAAUAAUAAGAACUACAGUGGACACUAAGGUUGCGAAUGUGAUCCGUGUGGGAGGCACAUUCACAACCUGCAGUGUUCGCAACCCGCAGUGCCACAUCUGCGCCUGUGCAGGUCGUGAUUUAGUAUUUGUGCUCAUGCGCGAGCGCUGAAACCCAGAAGUAACCUGUUGCUGUACUUCUGGGUUUGGUGCGGUGCGCAACCUGAAAACAUGCAGCCUGAAGCAUCUGUAACCCAAGGUAUGACUGUACUGAUUUUCCAUCUGUCAGUUACAUAAAAGACAUUACUCAGAAUAUUCACUAUAGAAUGACACCCAACUGAUCUACAUUCUGUUAGGCAAUACUUUCCCAAUCUUCUGACUCGGGUUCUGUUCCCAGUGGCAUUCUAAUUUUAUGAAAGAUAAUAUCUAGGUAGGGCUAAGAAAAGUCUCUCUGCCUGAAACCCUGGAGAGCUGAUGCUAGUCUAUAGACAAUACUGAGCUAGAUAGACCAAUGGUUUUUAAUGUAAUUAGGUUUGUUUAAAUAAACUCAUCAGGGCCCCAAGUUAUUAGGGGCUCUAUGUACCACCUGUAACACCUUGAAUUUGAAAUUUAUCUUGCACAUCUCCAGAGAUUCUAUACAUUUUCAACUUUGCUUUUUCUUCCCUAAAACCAGCCCAAGUUAUGUCGUCCCCAGCAGCCUGUCGCAUGGAAUCAAGCUGGUCAACCCUAUGUUUCGAGGGUAUGCACAACAGGUGAGGCGGAUGGCAAAGGGGCAAUCCCAGAUGUUUCUGAUUCCCUCUUCCUGCUGCAGUAAGAAAAUUAUAUUCUCCUGUGCUGUGAGAAGUUAAACAGAUGCUGUUUCAGUUAGGGAGCCAAGGCAGAGACUGAGUUACUGAUACAACAUGUAGCCUUCCAGCAAGCAGAGGAUUCCAUUUGCCAUGAAGUAUAAUAGGGCAGGGGUGGGGAAUCUUUUUAAGCUUGAGGGCCAUAUUACUUUCUGGGCAAUCAUCUGGGGGCCACAUGCAAUUUUGCUCCCCUCCCCAGCAAUCACAAAACUUUUUAUGGGAGGAUUGUACAGCAUCUACAUUGCCUGAAGAAAAGGCCCCAGGCUCAGUCCCUGGCAUCUCCAAGUACAGAUGCGAUAGAUCCUUGGAGAGCUACUGCCAGUCAGUGUAGACAAUACUGAGCUUGAUGGACUAACAGUUCAACAGUAUAGGCAGCUUUUUAUUUAAUUCUUCCUUUCGUUCAGAAUCAUAGGGACUAGAAUCUUACCUUUUUUUUUAAGGAGAAGGGCCAUAACACAUUGGCAAAGUACCUGCUUUGCAUGCACAAGGUGUCUUGCUCAAUUCCCACCAUCUUCAGGUACAGCUUGAAGAAGCCUCUGUCUGGAGAUCCACUGCCUGUAGAGUCAGAGUAGGGAAUCUUUUUCAGCCUGAGUGUUGCAUUUUCACAUGGGGACCAUCUGGGGGCAUAUGCCAGUGGUGGGCAGAGCAACAGGCGUGAUUCUUACUUUUGUACAGUAGGUUACACUCCAACCACAGAUAGAAGCCUAAGCUUUCUACACUCCUCCUCUCUCCCCACAUCUUCCAUCCAUAUUCCCGCCAGGGGGAAGCACAAGAAGAGGGGGCAGAGCAGGGCUGUUGGAAGACAAGUUCUGGGGAGAGGGGGUGUGACCUAGAAAGAGGUUGAAUAGAGCACCCUAGAGAGCUGCAUUUGGCCCCCAGGCCUGAAGUGUCCCAUACAAUAUUUUCUUCUCUGCACAUCCACCCCAGGACACCCAAGAAUUCCUACGCUGCUUGAUGGAUCAGCUCCACGAAGAGCUGAAGGAGCCAGUCAUGGCCGAGACCCGGGACUCCGACUUAAGCGACAUGGAAGACAAGCGGGAGUGUGACCGCAGCCCCUCAGAGGACGAGUUCCUUUCCUGUGACUCAAGCAGUGACCGGGGCGAAGGGGAUGGGCAGAGCAAAACUGGGAGCUCCCUGGCAGAGGCCGAGCUGCUGAUCCAGGACGAGGCUGGGCGGGGGAUUUCUGAAAAGGAGCGGAUGAAGGACCGGAAGUUCUCGUGUAGCCACCGGCGGAGCAACUCGGAACAAGUGGAUGAAGAUGCUGAUGUUGACACCUCUGUGACAGCAGUGGAUGGCAGGGCUUCCCCAGAAGCGCUCCCUCCUUCCACACCUCAUCCAGCCAGCCCCUCUAGGACCCCAGGUACUCCACAACAGGUUCAGUGUGUAAUGCUCUUGGCACCUGUGCCUGAACCUUGGAAGCUGCAUCUCUCGUACGCACCAUUAUUCAUAUUUUUUCACUAGUUUUAAGGGAAGGGCCAUAGCUCAUAGCAUCUCUCAUUGAAAGGGGGUCUAACUUCCCUAGGAGAACUUUACUCCUGAGGAGUCCUUGUGUGUAGUAGGACAUUGGAUUUUGCAUUUGAAGUGUCUGCUUUCCCUUGGACUUGGGACUUGGCCUUUAUGCCAGAGGAUGAACUAACUCUGGGUGCAGACAGCCCACCCUGCUUUGGCCUUGUUGCAGGAUCUCUGCUCCUUACCCCCAUAUGGAGCUUGGCUCAGGGCUAGGAGUAAGGCUGUGGCCUCCUGGUCCUCCCUUGAUGAGGAAUCUCAAAGCUGAAGCAGACUCUGGCUACAUUUGGAAAUUGUAUCCUGCCUUUUUCUCCAAAGUGUUCAAGGUGGCAUACAUGCUUCUCCCCCUCCUUCUUUAAACCCCACAACAAAUAUUGUGACGUAGUCAAAACAAAAUAAAAAAAAUUCCUUCCAGUAGCACCUUAGAGACCAACUAAGUUUGUUAUUGGUAUGAGCUUUCGUGUGCAUGCACACUUCUCCAGAUAUGCACACGAAUGCAAACUUAGUUGGUCUCUAAGGUGCUACUGGAAGAAUUUUUUUUAUUUUGUUUCUACUAUGGCAGACCAACAUGGCUACCUACCUGUAACUAGAAUUGUGACGUAGGUUAGGCUGAGUGGAAGUGCCUAGCUCUAAGUCACCCAGUGUGCUUGUUGGCCAAGUGGGGAUUUGUACUCUGGUUUCCCAGGUGCUAGGCUGACACCCCAGUAUGAGCACCAUGGCCACUACUCUUUCUAGUUGCUUCUCACUCCUUGCACACAGAUCAGUCCCUAACCCCAGAGAAAGAGGGAAAAUGUGUGCACCUUCUCCCAGGGAUCUGGUUGAAAGUUAGAUCCGGAAGAAUUAAUCUGAGCCUUUGAAGCCCAUAGAGCUGAAAUAGGAAAUGGAAAAGAGUGUCACCCUUCCCCAUUUCUUCCUUCAGCUCUAUAUACUUUCCCAGGGAGAAGAAGGUUAACUGUCCCACCACUCCAUGCCCAAAUGGGCAGUGAAUGGGGAAGCCCAGAGGCCUUUUAGGCACCAGGGAAGGACCUCAACAAUACCAUGGCGCCCAGAGGCACCACAUGGCGACCCCUGAACUAGAGGGUCAGGCUGGAAGAACUAUGCCUGUCUUGCUAAAGCCAUAAUAUCCCCACCUUCUGCCAUGAGUAGAAGGUGCUCAAGUGCUUGGUAGCCAAUCUGAGAAGUAAAUUAAAUAAAAAACAAUUGGGGCUGAGUUGGUGCCCAGAGAUGAGGGAUUGGCUGGCUGAGCUUGUCAGACAAAACUUGUGUUCCAGUCCUCUCCACAGACAAUUUGUUUCCUUUCCUUGCAACAGAACCAGAUAAUGAUGCCUACACACGCUGCUCCUCUCGGCCUUGCAGCCCUGUUCAUCACGAAGUGCAUUCCAAGCUCUCGAGCAGCCCCCCACGCUCGAGCCCUGUGCGGCUGGGAUCCUCCUAUGUGCUGAAAAAGGGUAAGUCCAGGAAGCUUCCGGGUUGAGCUGCUUCUGUGGUAGUUGUUUUCUCUAUAAGAACAUAAGAAGAUCUCUACUGGACCAGACCAGUGGGCCCACAUAGUCUAGCAUCCUGUUCUCACAGUGGCCAGCUAGAUGCCCGUGGGACUCCCUCAAGCAGGAACCCAGCACAAAAGCUCUCGCCUAGUAUUCAGAAGCAUUACUGCCUCUGAACAUGAAGGCAAAGCAUAGCCAUCGCUAGUCUCCUCCUCCAUCUCCUCCAUGAAUUUGUCCAAUUCUCUUUCAAAGCCAUCUAAUCUGGUGGCCAUCACUGCCUCCUAUGGGAGGGAGUUACAUAGUUUAACCAUGUGUUAUUCAUCUCCUGAGGGCAUCCUACUUGUUCUUUAUGUGGACCCACCUCCCAUUCAAUCCUCUCCAUCUGUGCAGAGUUUCUAUGAUAGUAUUCCAAAGAGAGAACUGGUGAGGCGAUUACCAAACAACAACGCCCAAACCUAUUGCCAUAGCAAUAAAACAACAAUACGAUAUACAAAGAAUAGAAAUAAAAAGUCAGUUAUAUAAAAUACAUUUUAGGGCUUUGAAUCAAUAGUCAAAUAGUGGAUCUUAUUCUGAUUGCCCCAGCUAAAAACCUUGCAACCUUUGCUGUCACCUGCUCAUCUUAAUCUGCCAAGAGAAAGGACACUGUGGCAGUGGUUGGGUGACCCAGAAUGGACAAUUAAAGAGGUGUGAUAACUUCAUUCCUCAAGUCUUUAUAAAGAGUGCAAGCCAUAAGGGCAUGUGCCACUGAUUCGGUACUGCCAUCUCCACAGGAACAUAAGCGUUUGUCGUGUGGAAUCUGUUGGAAUCGUCCCUCAAGUACAGCCAAGGGCAAUAUAUUCAAUCUUGCGCAUCUAUAUUUUAGAAUUGCUAGGUUAUGCAGAUAGUGUGCCAGAGAGUUGAAAUGGGAAGGUAGAAAAUAGUCAUACCAUGGGCAAAAUUUCCUUAUUGUGGCCAAGUUGUUCUGACGCUCGAUAUCAUUUACGCGCUGACAAAUUAAACUGUUUGCUUUACUAAAACCCAAAGUGAGUAGCUGUUGUAGUGAUAAACCAAAAGAGUGAAGUUUUUGAUAGACAAUUUUAGUUCAGGCGCUCUUGUGAUAAUCUUGUAGCACUAGGGAUAUUAGACUGGGGGGAUUUGAGUUUAGGCAAAGCCAAUAGUUAAGUGUCCUACACCAGAUCCGUAAUUCUACCGAGGGAAGAUUAGCAAACCUAUAAAACUGUUUGGCUGCCAGUUCAUUUCUGGGUACAAAGUACUCACUCCAGCGUUCAAAGUUCUAAAAGAUCCAGGCCCAUAUUAUCUGAGAGACCGCCUCCUUUCCUUACAGAACCUCCUGGGGGCCCUUUCAUCUUCCAUUAGGAAGAACUUUCUGAUAGUAAUAGCAGUUUGAUGGUCCCUCAGGAGGCUGUGGACUCUCCUUCAUUGGAGGCUUUUAGGCAAAGUUUGAAUGGUCAUCUAUAAUGGAUGCUUUAGCUGAAAUCCUUGCAAGCGGUUGGACUAGAUGACUCUUGAGGUCCCUUCCAGCUCUACAGUUCUCUAAUUCUGUGCUUCUUGGUAGUUCCACCUCCUUCAGAAGUUUGGGGUAGUAGUAGCAUCCUGGGUGAGGGCCUUCUUUGAGGCAGCCCCUAAAUUGAGGAAUUCCUUCUGCACAGAGGUGGGUCUGGCUUCUUUGCUAUACAGCUUUCAGCAAAGACACACCUCUUUACCCUGGCUUUUGACACCCAAAAUGUGUGUUUUCAGGACCCACCCUGUUUCUGUGAAUGUGAUGUGUUUUAACUGUUCUCAAUUCUGAAUUUUAAAUUAUAACCAGUCCUGGGACCUGCUGGUAAAAGGGUGUGUGAUAUACAUUUGUUGUUGUUGAUUAUGAUAAAUUAUAAUUGGCAUCACACUGCCCUUAACAAACCCAACUUCCCUCUGAGAGGGGCCACAUCCUGGCAAACAGCAGAGCUGGCCCUGAAUCAGGGAUGUGAGGUCCAUUCAGACACAUUUAAGAUGUGUGUUUUUGGGACCCACUCUGUUCCUUUAUAUUGUAAUCUCUUUUAACUGUUCUCAAUCCUGAAUUUUAAAUUGUUGUAACCUGCCCUGGGACCUGCUGGGAAGGGGGGGGGGCAGUAAAUGUAAUAAUAAUAGUAGUAAAAAUACAAUCUCCUUCCUCAGCUCAGAUGUUGACUUCCAGCAAGAAGAAGAAGGAGAUCCGUUACCGCAGCGUCAUCUCUGACAUCUUUGACGGCUCCAUCCUCAGCCUGGUCCAGUGCCUCACCUGUGACCGAGUGCGUUCCCUUACUGCUGCUGAUCCAGGGAAAAUGGCAAGAGGCCCACACUUUCCAAAUCCCCUCCUCCUCCUCUGGUGGGGGGUGGGGGAGCCUUUGGUUUGAACAUCUAUGCCAAGUCAGAUCAUUGGCCCCUUUUAGCAAAGCAGUGCCUGCUCCAGGAGUGGGGAGGCUCAGGCCCAGGGGCCCAGUGUGCCCCCACCUGCCCACCUGGCCCUCAAGAAUCACCUCAGGCCGCACACCCUUAGACCAUUCCUCCUCUCAUUAGCCUCCUCAAGUUCUUCUGCAUGUCUGAGAGAAAGAGAGAGAUGUGUGUAGAAAUCACUGACUUUUUCUGAUGUGGCCUGCUCCACAAGGCAGAACCAUGAAAUCCCCUUUUCUCCCAGAGGUUCCUUCAAUAUGUUAGCCUGGUUGUGUUUUGAAGGCUCUCCUUCAACUCCUUUUAUACAGCCCCGACCGCCUGACCACAUAAGGAGGAGAUGGAUCGCAGCUAAUCGGUCCAGCUCACAUGCUGAUCUCCAGCUAAAAGACCAUGGGCAGUGGCUUCUGUCCCUUUACUUGCUUUUGCAUCUGGCCCUGCCCACUGCUGGCAUGUGGCCCUCAGAAGGUCACCCAUGAGAGUAUAUAGCCCCCGUGCUGAAAAAGGCUCCCCGCUCCUAGGGUGGAUCUAAACACAGGAAAAAAACGCUAUAAAUAAGUCAGAAAUUAGAUCAUUAUAACAAAAGAAAUCCCUAUGGAAAACCGCAUUUUAAAAUUUCCUGCUCUCUGGCAUCAUCAGGUGUUGCACAUUUAUAACACAUUCAAAUUGCUGUUUCUUUACUAAUGUAGCUGAGUCCCUAGUCUGCUCAUUUGUGUAUUCUCCAGAACCCCUGGAAAUGUCCCAGUCUUGCUAUCCACAGUCUUUUAGGAAUCACACGUGGGAACAGAGCUUUCCCACCCAUUCCGUGCUUGCUGUCUUCCCAGAGGCAUCUGGUUGGCUACUGUUAGAAUGGAAUGCUGGAAUAGAUGAGCUGUUGGUCUGAUCUAGCAAAGCUCAAGUUUUCUCCCUUCACUGUCAAUGUCUGUAUGCCUCUGAAUACCAGUUGCUUGGAAUUGUAGGUGGGGAGAGCUCUGCUGUUGCGCUUAGAUCCUGUUUGCAGGCUUUGCAUUGGGGCACCUGGUUGGCCCCUGUGAGAACAGGAUGCUGGACUAGGUGGGCCAUUGGUCUGAUCCAGCAGGGCUCUUCUGAUACUGUUCUGUUUAAGGUUUUUAGCGAAGCCUGAAAACAGAACACGAGCCCAACCACACCUCCAAACUUCCAGUUACACCAGCAGCUGGUUUUCAGGAGGGUACUGCCUCUGAGAUAGUGGCCACCAGCCACUGACAUCCUCCGUUUUCCUCCUGUGGUGCCUCCAGGUGUCCACCACUGUGGAGACAUUCCAGGACUUGUCGCUUCCCAUCCCUGGGAAGGAGGACUUGGCCAAGCUGCACUCUGCCAUUUACCAGAAUGUGCCAGCCAAGACAGGAGCCUGUGGGGAUAACUAUGCUGCCUCGCAGGGCUGGAUCGCCUUCAUCAUGGAGUAUAUCCGGAGGUGAGCAGGCUGCAGAAGCACCUUUUCAGGUAUUGGAGUUGUGGGAGGGACAAGGUUCAGCCAGGUGCGUUCAAGAUGAAAAUGAGGGGAAAGCAUGUCUCAUUUAUUUCAUAAAAUUUAUACAACAACCCUCAAAGCAUACCAAAGAUAAAACAUAAAACUGUGAAAAUUUUUCAAUCCAGACCAGGAAUGGCUGUAGCUGUUGAACCAGCUGCAGUUGGUAUAAGGCACUUCUAUUCACUGAGGCUACCAGAGCCUCCCGUGACAGAGGUGGAUCCAGAACAUCUCCAAACUUCAAACUUGCUCGUUUGAGGGGCGUGCAACUUCAUCCAGGGUAGGCAGCUGACCAAUUUCUUGACAUGGGAGCUACUUACCUAAAGUGCUUCCGUCUUGCCAGAAUUCAAGCUCAGCUUGUUGUUCCUCGUCCAUUCCACCACUGUGUUCAGGAAAUGGGACCACACAUCCCCUCCUGAUUCAGAUCUUAUGGAGAAUGAGAGUUGAGUGUUGUCAGCACACUGAUGGCACCUCACCCCUAAACUCCUGAGAACCGCUUGCAACAGCUUCAUGUAGAUAUUAAAUAGCACAGGAGAUAAGAUAGUCCACUACAACACUCCAUAACACAGCCAGGGGCUGAAAUACACUCUCCCAAUGCUGCUUUCUGGACUCAGUCCUGAAGGUAGGAUUGGAAUCACUGUAAUACAGUGCCUCCAAUUACCGUUCCCAGAGCUGGUCCAGGAGAAUACAGUGGUUGAUGGUGUCAAAAGUCAAUGAAAGAUCAAGAAGCAGGAGCAAAGUCAUACUCCCCGGUCCUGCUCUUUACAUGGGUCAUCCAUUCAAGGCAACCAAGAUCACCUCAGUUCUGACUGCCAGGCCUGAAUCCACAUUGGAAUGGAUCUAAAUAAUCUGUGUCCUCCCAAAAUGCCUGGGGUGAAGCCAGAUGCAAAAUGCUUGCUUGGGGGCAGAGCCAAAUGCCGACAGCACCCCCAUGAACCACACACUGGAAUAUCCUGCAGGUAACAAGAGCAAAUCUGUAUCUGACUUCCUGGAUGUAGGGACACAGGAAGCUGCCUUGGGCAGGGUCCGAAUCAUCAAUUCCCCCAGUUCACUACUGGUAACGCUGAGUGGCAGCAGCACUCCAGGGUUUUCUGGCAGGGGCUUUUCUCAGCCCUACCUGCAGGUGCCAGGGAUCCUUCUGCAUGCAAAAUGUUUGCUUUGCUACUGAGCUUUGGCCCAUUCCAUGACAGAACUGGCUAGAGGAGCCAGUAAUGGUAAUGCUCAUGUUUUACAUGUGAAGAGUGUAAAGGCUGAGAGAGAAGCAAAUAGUAUGAGGCUCACCACUAUACAGACAUGUAAUAGUAUAAUGUUCUGUAUAUUAUAUAAACAUUUACUAUUUUAUUUGUUAAGCUUUUUGGAGUCAAUAACUCCCUGUGAGUCAGCCCUGAGUAAUACCUUCCUUGCUCCUCCUACAGGUUUGUGGUGUCCUGCAUCCCCAGCUGGUUUUGGGGCCCGGUGGUCACCCUGGAGGACUGCCUUGCUGCCUUCUUUGCUGCAGAUGAGCUGAAAGGUGUGUUGGCCAGGAAGGAGGCCAAGAUGUUUGUUUCUUUUUAUUAAAUGUCUUGCCCUUUGCUCCUAAGACUGUUAACAACUGCAAAAAAAGAAAAAGUAUAAAAGCCAUUAAAGGCAGUUUCACGUAUUAAAAAAAGAAAAACAGUUCUGUAUAUAAGAGUGCAAAUACAGCUCCCAUAUAGACUGAAUGCAGAUUCUACUUAAAAGGCUUCUUGAAAAGAGGAAGGCCUUCUGCAGCUGUCAAAAACAACAACAGUGAUGGUGCCUCUGAUGGGAGGGAAUUCCAAAGAGUGGUGCCUCGGAUGAAUUCAUUCAGAACCUUCUUCAUCUUGCCUGUUCUUGGUCUCUAAGGGAGUUUCCUUGUGAGCCAGGCUGAUCAGCUGAUGAGCUGAAUGAAGGGAAUUCCAGGUCUAAAGUGGUGCUGGGGGGGGGGGCAAGGGCAGAGGGAGAUUUCAGGUUCAAAUCCUGUUUGGAUGUGAGGCUGUCUAAACAGGGUUAUUUUAUUUUAUAUCACUUACUAGUUGUCUAACACUGAGCAGUCUUGAGCUGACUGAAAAUCAAGUUUAAGGGUAUGUGAAAUUGUUUAAAAUAGCUGUCAAAAUUUAAAACCACAACUCCCAUCAGCCUCAGCCAGCAUGGGCAGCAGCCAGGGAUUAGGGGAGUAGUUGUCCAACUUCAUUUGGAGGGCACGGCAUUUGGCUGUCCCUGAGGCAGGCAAUACUGGGCUAGAUGGGCCAGUAGUCUUCUUUAUAUCUGAAAGGCUAUAGAUCAGUGAUAGAGUAUCUGCUUUGCAUGCAGAAGGGUCCCUGGUGAUGGGAGUUGGUAAGAGGAUAUAUUAAUUAUAGUUAAUCCUCUACUAACAGACCCACAUGUGUGGGUUAAUGAACAAAGGAAAAAACGGCUGGUGCUUGUUUUUAAACACAGGGCCAGCAAACAAGAGUAUUAAAUCCAAUCAUUAGGCAGAUUAAUGAAGCAUAGGAAUAGGCUAUUAAACCUUCUUUCCUUCUGUUCAGCUGCGUGUUACAGCUGACCCCCAUUUACCCCCUUUUCAGUGAAACAGACAAUGGACUGCAAAGGAAGUUUAAAAAGCUUUACUAGGCCUCUGACAUGCAUCUUUCCUUAUGCAAGAAUAAUAAAAUAACUCAGCUAAUGAUAUUCUUUGUGUUAUAGGAAUUCUAAGGUCUUAUAUAUAUAAAUCAUAUGUUCAUAAAUCUACAAGGCAAACCACAUGUCUGAAAUAGUACAGGAGAGCAAUCCUGAAGCCAUUUUGACUCUUCCAGUGACCUCAGAUAUUCUCUGCAAUGAGGAAGGAAAUGGGGAAAGCCUCCCCAUUGUCUCUUUGUUCACAAACCCUGUCUUAAGGGUGUAUUUGUGCAUGAAUAGGGUGAGCCUGUGACAUGGAUUCAGGAACUAAGUAUUUAGCAUCUCAAAAGGAAUGGCUGGACUUCCUAGAUAAAGCAAUCAAGUGACCAUUAUCAGUAUCUUGCCAGACAGGAUUUCUGUGGUAGACCUCCCAAUUGAUGUAUUUCUGCUGUAGACCCCUGCCUCCUGUGAUGUAUGUAUGAUGUUUUGGGGGAUGGUCUUGAGCUACAGGGUGGGCAAUUUCAAGAGUCGUUCGGUCCCAGCUCCUGCCCACCUAGCAGUUCGAAAGCACUCUUAAGUGCAAGUAGAUAAAUAGGUACCGCUCUAUAGCGGGAAGGUAAACGGCAUUUCCAUGUGCUGUGCUGGUGCUGGCUCGCCAGAUGCAGCUUCGUCACACUGGCCACGUGACCCGGAAGUGUCUUCGGACAGCGCCGGCUCCCAGCCUCUUGAGCAAGAUGAGCGCGCAACCCUAGAGUCGGACACGACUGGCCCGUACGGGCAGGGGUACCUUUACCUUUAUAUAAAGGCUUACUCACCUCCUAUGUGUGGUGAGUGGGGACCCUGUUGCAACGGUUUAAUAAAGAUCAGGCUUACUAGCUGUUUUGCUUCUCAGUAUUCUCUGGCUGGCCUCUGUUAUUUUCUUCUACCGAUAGAGAACCUACAUAAGGACUCUAUACAGGCUCUUGGAUACCCCAUAAGGGAUAAAAGAGCAGGGUUUUUUCUUACAUUACAAAUGCAGCAAAGCAGCUUCAGAAGUGUGCCUGAGGCUGGGAGCUAAGCUGAGGUAUGUCCGCCUCCAUUGCACACAGAGAGAACAAGGAACAAGAAACAGGCUUUCCUUCCUCUCAGGAGAAGAGGGUGCCAGAGUCACUGAGCCUGCUCUAGAAAUUAGAACUCUGUGGUCCUUAACCCCUUCAUAUACUAAUAGAAUCAUUAGGUUUGAGUGCAAAUCUCCCACACCUGGUUCAUUCCAACUCUGGAACCCUGGAGGGCUGUUGCUAGUAAGUGUAGAUAAUACUCAGAUGGACCAAUGGCCAAAGUCAGCAUAAGGCAUCUUCCUAUACAGUGGUACCUCGGGUUAAGAACUUAAUUCGUUCUGGAGGUCCAUCUUAACCUGAAACUUUUUUUAACCUGAGGUACCACUUUAGCUAAUGGGGCCUCCCUCUGCCGCCGCGCAAUUUCUGUUCUCAUCCUGAAGCAAAGUUCUUAACCUGAGGUACUAUUUCUGGGUUAGCGGAGUCUGUAACCUGAAGCGUCUGUAACCUGAGGUACCACUGUAUUCAUAUCUGCUUCCCUGCUGUGUGCAACAGAUUGGAUAAAGUGCUUCCCUCCACCCUCUUUCAUUUUUCUUUCUAUAGGUGACAACAUGUACAGUUGUGAACGAUGUAAAAAGUAAGUCCCUGGCUCCUUUUUUAAGUGUUUUGAAUACUGCCCUACUCUGCCUUUUAUUUUAUUUGUUUAUUAAAUUCGUGUACUGCCCUUCAUACAAAGAUCACAAGGUGGUUCAAACCUAAAAAUACAAACUCAGAACACAAAAUAUGUAAAAAAGCAAAAACAAAAACCAACCAAUAACACCCCCACUCCCAUAAAAGGGCCAUAGACUGUUAAUCAGCCAAAGGCCUGGUUACAGUGGGUUGGUUUGUAUGGGGAGAAGUGGUCCUUGUUGGGAUUUGCAGUUUAAUAAAUAUUCCAGAUGGCCAAUUCACUCUUCAUUCCCCCCCCCUUUCUCUUCCCCAGGUUGCGGAAUGGAGUCAAGUACUGCAAAGUUCUCCGGCUCCCUGAGGUAAGCAGAUAAAGCCAUGUUGGUUUAUAUCCUGAGACAGCGACCUCUUCAUUCCAUGCAGUGAGGAAAUUGGAGAUGAAAGGCAUUCUGAUGUGGCCCUUAUUUUUCACUUUUGAAAAGAGAGAAUAGUCCUUUAUUCACUUCUUCAUCCAGCAUAGUUUACAUAAAGUGAGUUAUAGCUAAUUGGUUGAGUGCAUGCACAUUGAAUGCAGAAGGUCCUGGUUUUUAAUAAAAGGAAUCGUGUUAACAUUCUAUGGCUUUUUAAAUUUAUCUAUGGGAGGAGAUUUAUUGGUUUGUUUUUGCUUUUGUUUUGUUCUUAUGCAUUUUGUAUUCUUGUUUUGUAUUUUUCCGUUGUGAACCAUCCUCGCAUCUUCAGAUGAAGGGCGGUAUACAGCUUUAAUAAAUAAUCAUAAUAAUAUAGCUGGAGGAUAUUAUUUGGAGGUAAUAAGCCUCUGAAUGCUAGUAGCUGAGAACCACAGGUGGGAAAAUUGCUGUUGCAUUUGGGUUCUGCUUGUGUGUUUCCCAUUGGAGCAUCUGGCUGGCCACUGUUCAAGUUCAGUUCGAUUUAUUGUGUUUAGUGAGCAGCCAUUACACACAUAAAAAUAAUAAUAACAAGAAUACUGCUAAUAAUACUGGCUUCCAUUUCUUCUCCCUGACCUUUACAGGCUAAAUCAUUUCCCAUUCCCUCUUUAAGUUUUAUUACACAAAUUUGUAAAGCCUUUUGGCGAUAAAUUUGGAUGUUCUAGGAUAUAUACCUCUCUACAUCAGACAACAAAAAGCAGGUCUUUGCAAGAGACGUCCUUCCCUUCUGCGAUCUUAACAAUGGGUGGAUCACCCACCCCACUCACACAUGAAAACAAAGACCACCACAGCCAACCACAAAUGAAUAACCACACCCUGGGCCAACCCCAACCUCUCUCACCACCAAAGGAACACAAGCGAACAGCAAAGAAGCUGCACAAGCAACACUGACACCAACCCUACAUACAGUAAGCGAAAUACAGUAGAAACAUCGCCACCCGACCCCACUCUCACCCAUCUCUCCCCCCCUCCACCUCUUUCCCCCUUUUCGUCCUAAUGUCUCAACAAAUGAAAAUGAUUUGUAAAAAUGUUACAUGGGGGAAAAACACGAGAGACAUUGCACACUUUUGUAAAUCAACAAAAUCUUUAAUAAAAACAAACAAACAAUGAGUGGAUGUAAUUAUUUCUAAGAUUAUUAUAAGAAGAGCAUUCAAGGAAUACAUCAGCUAUAUCUUCAAUUGGAACAGUGUUGCAGCUGAAAGCUCUAUAAAUGUCCCUUCUGUUAGAUGGGCUGACAUAAAGGAGUUCCUAAGGAUAGAGCUUUCAGCUGCAACACUGUGUCAAUUGAAGAUAUAGCUGAUGUAUUCCUUGAAUGCUCUUUUUAUAACAAUCUUACAAACAAUUAUAUCCACCCAUUGUUAAGAUCGCAGAAGGGAAGGACAUCUCUUGCAAAGACCUCCUUUUUGUUGUCUGAUAUGGGACACGAGUGGCGCUGUGGGUUAAACCACAGAGCCUAGGACUUACCGAUCAGAAGGUAGGCAGUUCGAAUCCCUUUGGCGGGGUGAGUUCCCAUUGCUUGGUCCCUGCUCCUGCCCACCUAGCAGUUUGAAAGCAUGUCAAAGUGCAAGUAGAUAAAUAGGUACCGCUCUGGCGGGAAGCUAAACGACGUUUCCAUGCGCUGCUCUGGUUCGCCAGAAGCGGCUGAGUCAUGCUGGCCACAUGACCCGGAAGCUGUACACCGGCUCCCUCGGCCAAUAAAGCGAGAUGAGCGCCGCAACCCCAGAGUCAGUCACGACUGGACCUAAUGGUCAGGGGUCCCUUUACCUUUACCUUUAAGUCUACCAGAUAUCUUUGCAAGGAUGGAUACAAUGGGAAAAAAGCAUACAGUCUAUUGGAUUGACAGAUCUUGAUCUCAGCAGUUUGUGAUAGCAUCUCAGUGUCUCUCAGCCAGGGGUCAGCAAACUUUUUCAGCAGGGGGCCGGUCCACUGUCCUCAGACCUUGUGGGGGGCUGGACUAUAUUUUGAAAAAAAAAUAGUGAAUGAAUUCCUAUGCCCCACAAAUGACCCAGAGAUGCAUUUUAAAUAAAAGGACACAUUCUACUCAUGUAAAAACAUCCUGAUUCCCGGACCAUCCGCAGGCCGGAUUUAGAAGGUGAUUGGGCCGGAUCUGGCCCCUGAGCCUUAGUUUGCCUACCCAUGCUCUAAGCCUUUGAAGUAUUAAUUCUUUAGCUAUCUCAAAACCCUGUUCCACAAAAAAGGAGGCAGAGAGUCCCAACCUCAUGGCAGCAGAUUGCAUUUCAUGUUUCCAUGAGUUUGGGGUGUUGGCAACUGUGAAAACAGGAUGUUGAAUUAGAUGGCAGAGGGACUUCUCGUGGUGGCGCCUGCCCUGUCGACCGCUCUCCCAUCAGAUGUCAAAGAAAUAAACAACUAUCGGACUUUUAGAAGACAUCUGAAGGCAGCCCUGUUUAGGGAAGCUUUUAAUAUUUGAUGAAUCAUGGUAUUUUAGUAUCCUGCUGGAAGCCACCCAGGGUGGCUGGGGAAACCCAGACAGAUGGGCGGGGUAUAAUAAUAAUAAUAAUAAUAAUAAUAAUAAUAAUAAUAAUGGACCACUGGCCUGAUCCAGCAGGACUGUUUUUAUCUUCUUAGGCUUUUUACUCCAGGAUUUUAGUUUAUGAUGGCUUUAUGAUACCAUGCACACACAGCCCUGGCUGAAUGUAUCAUAGGAUAAGCCUAGUUGAUUGUUUUACCUAUGAGGGCAGUAUGGAGGGGUUUGAACUUGCCCAUCCGCAAGUCCCUUUCUGAGCUCUGAUGCCUUUUCUUCUAGAUCUUGUGCAUUCACCUGAAGCGUUUCCGACAUGAGGUCAUGUACUCCUUCAAAAUCAACAGUCACGUCUCUUUCCCUUUGGAGGGGCUGGACCUCCGGCCUUUCCUGGCCAAGGAGAGCAUCUCGCAGAUCACCACCUAUGACCUCCUCUCUGUGAUUUGCCACCAUGGCACAGCUGGCAGUGAGUUGUCUGUCCCUCCUCCCAUUCUUCUUUGCCUGGAGGGAGCUUGCAUCCUGGAAUGACAUAUGUGUUGUGUGUGAUGAGCACUUCUCGUAAAUAAAGAUUAGCCAGAUAAUUAUGGAGUUAAACUGUGGAACUUGCUCCUUCAGAAGAUAGUAAUGGCCACCAACUUGGAUGGUUUUAAAAGAGGACUAGACAAAGUCAUGGAGGAUGGGGGCUAUCAAUGGCUGCUAGCCAGUAUGGCUUUGCUCUGCCUCCACAGUUGGAGGCAGCAGUGCUUCUGAAAGCUGGUUGCUGGAAACUACAGUAGAGAAGAAGGCUCUUGGGCUCUGGUUCUGCUUGCAGGUUUCCUAUUAGGGGAUCUGUUUGGCCACUGUGAGAACAGGUUGCUGGACUAGAUGGGUGAUUGGUUUGAUCUAUCAGGGCUCUUAUGUUAUUAAAAGUGCCUGUGAGUUAAUCUCCCUUUCUCCCCCCCCCCAAUAAUAUUUAUAAAUUGAAAAUGUGAAAAUGAGCCAUUUCAAUCAGUACAAAACAAUUUACAAAACAUAAAGCCAGGUCAAGGAUCACUGCAAAUAAAUCACCUCCUAUUGCAUAAUCAGCUGGAGCAACUGAGCAGGCAGAUAAAUAAAGCCUUAACUUGUUGACAAUUUCAAAUUCAUAAGCAUCUUCCUAGCAGGUUCCAGGCUACCCUUCUUCCAAACCAAAAGUUAUGACUGUAACGAUAAAUGAUAAUUUGCUGCAGGUGUGGGGCAGCUAUUUCCAUUGACUCUUGUAUCCUCAAUAAAACAAUGCUAUGUAGCUACAGACUUAGCCUGUAUGCUUUUGAUCCCUGGCCAUUCCCCCUUUUCUGUGAGGUUUUCUAGUAAAGCAAUGUGCCACGGUUUUUUUUGGGGGGGGGGAGGCAAAUAUUUUCUGUUUCAUUUUAUAAUGUACAUAAAGCAAAGAGAACAGUUAUAACAACCCACUAUUCCAACAUGCAACCUCCAGAUAAAAACCAGGCAAACCAAAGGCCUCCACUGCCUGGCAGACUUCUACCAAAAUAACAAAUUCAUAUUGACACAAGAAAUGCAAGACAAAUACCCUGGCUAAUCACCAACUACACUACAUGCCUUCUUAAACAAUCCAUAGACUCAGCAGCCACUAGGCCCUUGUCCACCUUUGAAAACCUCUGAACAGCAGAAGAACACAGCAAGGGGAUGGUAUCCACAAUAUACAAAAUACUGCUCCAAAAUCCCACAACCCCCCUUGAUGCAAUCAAAGAACAAUGGGAGCACAACAAUGAAAUUAACCCCACCCAAUGGACUAGAAUGUGGUCUAAACCUCCCUUUGAAUCCAUCUCAGCCAAAAGAAAGGAACUCACUCUGAAACUUACUUACAGGUAGUAUCUUACACCAUGAUACACCCAGGAACCUCACCAAAAUGCUGGAGAGGCUGUGCUUCUACAGGCACAUAAAGUGGUAUCUCUGGAUACGAACGGGAUUCAUUCUGGAGCCCUGUUCGCAUCCUGAAGUAAACGUAAGACGUGACUGCGCGUGCAGUUUCGCCACUUCUGCUCAUGCGCAUGACGUCAUUUUACUUCUGGGUCGCCACGGAGCGCAACCCAAAAAUAUUCAUCCCAAAGCUACUUCAACCCGAGGUAUGACUGUACCACCACAUGUGGUAAGAAUGCCCCAAAAUCCAACCCUUUGGGACAGCAGUCAUACAAGAAAUAUGCAGAAUAACAGAACAGGUAUUAGAAGUCACCCAGAACAUUUUCCAAGAUAAUAAUGUCCACUCGCAUUAUAAAAAGGUUAUAACCCACCUACUCUCAGCAGCCAGAAGCAUCAUAGCUGGACAGUGGAGAGAACUGUCAGGAGUGAACAUGGACCACUGAUACCAAAUCGUAUGGGAAAUAGCCUUACUAGAAAAGCUAACCAACAGACUGAAACUGACAUGAUCACAUACACAGCCCAACAAGACAACAAGAACCCACUGACAGCGUACAAAUAAAUAUGACUUACUUGACUCAACAAUCCCUCCCCCACUCACAAAUGCAAACAAACUUCACUGUAGCCAACUACAGACAACCAACCACACCCUGGGCCCUCCUAAUCCCUCUUACUACCAAGGAAAUGUAAUAAGUGAAUAGAAGGAGAAUCUACCCAGUUGAUGCUGACACAAAACCCCACACGUACACUAUAGAAAAGAAUACAAGUUUCACCACCCCAUCUCUCCUGUCUCCUCCUCUUCUUCCCUGACCUUAUACAGUAUACAACACAGAUGUCUCAUAUCAAAUGUAACCUAUCUGUAGAAAAGACUUUACAACCUGAAAAAAAGACAAUGCACGUAUUUUUGUAAAUCAAGAAAAAGAAUUAUUUUUUAAAAAACAGAUGAUAGUUAAAAGAUGAAAAACAAAACUAAAAUAGGGACACAUGGGUUAAAAUAAAAUUCAAGUUAUGAAACAAAAAAGUGAGAAUAAAAGUUGUCUCCACCUAAAGAAUAUUAUCAUUAUCUGAUUAUCAAGUAUAGUUCCAGAUUUGCCAGGCUUUUUCUGAAGGUUGUCUUGAAAAUGCUUUUGUUGUAUAUGUAAUAACAGAAUGCUAAAUUAUAUGAAAAGUGUCUGGAGGUUCUAGUCCUUGUUGAAAUCUCAAAUUGUGCAAAAAAUUCUGUUACAGUUAUAUUCUAAUCUAGAGUAAGUCUUACAUCCAAUGUAAGAUUUUGUGCUGUUUUCACAUGCCAUGAUUUUUUGAUACCAAUAUUCAAGGUCAUUCACUUGGGACUCUUUCCAAUCUUGCUUUCUUAAAAGGUGGGCACUACAUCGCGUAUUGCCAGAAUGUAAUCAAUGGCCAAUGGUACGAAUUUGAUGAUCAGUAUGUCACGGAGGUCCAUGAAACAGUUGUACAGAAUGCAGAGGCCUAUGUUUUGUUUUACAGGUAAGAUGUUCAAAAGUAAUUGGCCCUUGCUGGGGAAACUAGCAUUUUUAGAAAUGUCUGAAGAGCUUGAUGAGAGAGUGUUUGCCUGGGAGGAAGAUUCAAAUUUAUUUAAUUCUAGUCCUUAGGCACUUACAAAACAAAGUUUAACAAUGCAGAAGUAGAACAAGGUAGCAGAAAUAGGAAUUAACUUGGAUGCAAGUGAACUGCAAUGGAAACCAACUUAGAAGUUUGAAUUUCCUUGGUGAAUUCCACUUUCCCCUUAAAGUGGAGUGGCGAAGGGGCAGAGUACCUGCCCUGCAUGCAGAAGGCUCCAGGUUCAGUCCCAACAUCUCUAGGUUGGCCUGGGUACUCCCUUCCUGUCUGAAAUCCUGAAGAGCUGCUUCCAGCCACUGUAGAUAACCAUGAGUUAGGUGGACCAAUGGGAUGACUUGGUAUAGUUCAGCUUCCUGUUUAAAUAAGCUCUUUAUUUAGAACCACGAGGACUAGAAUCUUAACUUUAUUUAUAGGAGAAGGACCAUAGUUCACUGGCAGAGCAUCUACUUUGCAUGCAGAAAUUCCCAGGUUCAGUCCCCAAUGGCCUCUCUUGUAGGACUGAGAAGAACUUCCUGUUUGAAAACCUGGAGAGCUGGUCAUUGUAGACAAUACUGAGCUAGAUGAACCAAGAGUCUGGCUCAGUUUCUAGGAUCCAGCUUAUUUCUAUGAUUGCCAGCUGUUUUUAAUAUAGUAUUUUAAUUGUUGCAACCCAGCCUUGGACCCUAGCAUGAAGGGCAGGUAAUUAAAUAAUAGUAAUAAUUAUGAUGAGGCAGCAUUGUAGGAAAGAAUCCCCGUGAUUUGCAAUUAAACAUGGAACAGCCCCAUCAUCUGCACGGUGGUGGCUCCUGCUGCUUCAUACUGACGCCUCCACCCUCUGCGCUUUCCUCAUAAUCUUCCUCCAGGAAGAGCAGCGAGGAGGCUGUGCGGGAACGGCAGAAAGUGGUCUCGCUGGCGACCAUGAAGGAACCUGGGCUGCUCCAGUUCUACAUCUCUCGGGAGUGGCUCAACAAAUUCAACACCUUUGCAGAGCCAGGCCCCAUCACCAACCAUACCUUCCUCUGCUCCCAUGGAGGUGAGGGGGGGAGGGAGGGCUGCACUUGAGGGAAUGUUACUUGGUGCUGUGCUGAGAGGCAGGGAUCUGCUUGGCUUCUGUUUGUAGCUAGCCAGUUUUCCUCUCAGAAGCCACACAAUUUAAAUGUCCGGUGGCAGACAUGCACAGCCCGUGUGGUUCCUUGUGUUCUGCAGGUGUGUUAGCAACUACUCAGAAGGUACCUUGUUUUUCAUUACCUCUUCUCUGUUUCAUUUACUCGCAGGCAUCCCUCCAAAUAAAUAUCAUUAUAUCGAUGACCUGGUGGUGAUUCUUCCCCAGAAUGUCUGGGAGUAUCUCUACAACAGGUAAGGGGAGUAAGUUUGGGGGUGGGGGUGUUUUGUUUCAUUUUGUUUUAGUAAAAUCAAGUACCUAGUCCCUAGGGUAAGUGGAGAGCAAGUUGAAAACUUACAGUUGGGGCAAGAGCACAAGCACAAUGCAGGCUUUCUGUCCCUUCAAAUUCCUUCUCAGUGCCCAUUUUUUCUGUGAAGCUUUUGGCAUCUGGUCUCUAUUUUUCUCCCUUUUGCUUUUGUCUCCCCUUCCUCCAAUAUAAUCUCUCAUAUGUUGAACUGCUGAUUGUAAUCCAGCUAGGGCAGGUGCCUAGUCUUUUCCCCUCUGGGAAGCGCCACUAGAAGGUGCAACGUAAGAGAAAUAAAGGUCUGCAAAGCUGUACUACACCUGCAUAGCAGUUCUGUGGCUGAUGGCCUCAGAAUUGAUUGUCAGCGAUGGGGAAACUUCCAGAUGUUGCUGGCCUUCCAUAUGUUGCUGGUCUAUAGCUCCCAUCAAACCUGAUCAUUGGCUAUACUGGUUGGGGUUGAUGGGAGUUGAAGCCCACCCACUUCUAGGGACUCAACACUGCAUUCACAAAUACUUGGAGUAUAUGGGCAUUUGGUGCUGGUGUGCUUGGUCUUUCUCCCCCAUUGCCUCUGUGGUUAUGCUUCAGUCUCCUCAUGUGUUCAGGUUCGGUGGCGGCCCAGCUGUCAACCACCUCUACGUGUGUUCAGUGUGCCAGGUGGAGAUCGAAGCCCUGGCCAAGAGGAGGAAGAUCGAAAUUGACACUUUCAUCAAGGUACUCCCACAGCAGAUAGGCCUGCUGGGGUAGGGAAACAUAGUGGUAGUACAAAGUAGUACCACUAGCUGUCAGUGUCAUUCCAUCUACUGCACCUUAUGUGGGGCUUCCCUUAUGCUUGAUCUGGAAGCUGCCACAUAAGACCCAUUCUGCAUUUGUAACAACUAAAUCCUUUAGUGUGGCAGCACCUAAACUUUAGAACUCAACUUCCUAUUGAUAUCAGGCAGGCGCCUUCACUGUGCUCUUCUCUGCUAAAAACAAGCCUGCCCAGAUAUUUAGAAAGUUGAUGUGAGUCUUAAAUCUGUUUUUAGUCUAUUAUUAUUUAAUUUUUUCCAAUUAUUGUUGCAAAUUUUUCUUUGUGAUAACUUUAUCGUUUUAUAUUUUUUGUGAACUGCUUUGAGGGUUUUUUUUUUUGUAGUCAGGCAGUAUAUAAAUUUUAUUAAAUAAACAAACAAUGCUCCGGCUCAGUUAUGGAUUCUGCUGACUGGCAGUGGAAACAAUCUCUUUUUAUGUCAUUCAGAAUCAGCACGUUAAUUUGCUGCAAGCAACCGAUUCCUUCCUCUGCCCAAAGGUGUUUGCAGCUUUGAUUUCAUGUGUUUGCUUGGUAGAUUUAUACCCCACUUUUUGACAAGUCCUCAAAGCAGCUGAGGACCUUCAUAAAACACAAUAGAUACACCAAGAGCCAUUUGCUCACAAAUUGAAACUGAGUGGCCAGGCAGCUGGUGUCAGACUCUCCUUCCACCAGGGCUUCUUUGGUGGUUGGGGAGGGAGCAGUCUAACUGCAGCCACCCUUGACGCUGCCGUUGUCUGCAUCCACCUCAUGACAGAGCAAAUGAUCUGCUCCGAAUCUCUGCAAGCUCAGUAAAAUACAAUCCAUAAAAUGCAGGAGACACAUCCACAAACCUUAGAAACCUUUCAGCUCCAGAGGCUUGCAAGGAAGCUUAUGCCAGCCCUUAAAAAUACAGUUCAGCAUAAAAGGAAGAUUUGAAAACUAACCUACAAAAGCUGGUGGCUGGUGGCAGUGUUGGUGUUUUCUACCCAUCACUGCCUUUAGCUGCCAUCAUAAAACAAAUGACAAUAGCAGUAAUUCCCUCUUUGCCCUCUGCCCAUCAGCUGAACAAGGCCUUCCAGGCCGAAGAAUCUCCUGGAGUCAUCUAUUGCAUAAGCAUGCAGUGGUUCCGCGAGUGGGAGGCGUUCGUCAAAGGAAAGGACAACGGUAAAGACUGGCAGGGAGGGGAGUUGGCAGUGGAAAAGGAGGGAUGGGGAGAGAACAGGGUUGUCACCAAGUGCCUUGGAAGUGACUCAGAGGGGGAGGGGGUUUCUCUCAAUCUGUAGGGAUGGCCAACUGGCAUGCUGGCAAGCCCGUCUGCCCCUGGCCCAAGUAUGGUGGUUCUGGCAAAGUAACAGUAUGAUAAAACUUUUAUAUGAAUGUAAGGUGAUGGGAAUGGUUUCCCCCAUUUUACCCUCACAGCAGAGAGUUUGGCAGACAGUUGGAGACUAGGCCCAAGGUCCUCUGUGAGCUUCAUGGCACUUGAGUCCCGGUCUGCCAUAUCCUAGCCUGGCAGUCUAAACCUGCCCCUGUCUCUCUCUUUCAGCCUAACCUACUCCGCAGGGUUGUUGUGAGGAUGAACUGGGGAGAGGCGGAGAACUGUGUAUACACCACCUUGAGCUACUUGGAGGAAAAGUGGGCUAUGAAUAAAUAAAUGGAACUAUGGCAAAUUUAAUUUUGAACUGUACUACCUGCUAACUAGUAUUCCUUCUUUCCCGUAGAACCGCCUGGACCUAUCGACAACAGCAAGAUUGCUGUGGCAAAAGGCAGCGGUCACAUGCAGGUCAAGCAGGGUAAGGCUCCUCACAGCAGCUAUUUCAGCUCCCCCCUCCCUUCCUUUCCUGUUUUCCAUUCUGUCUGCCUCCCUCAAGAGACAGGAUCUUAGUGAAGCUGAAGCAAAGGAGAAAAUUCUGGGGCUUGGGAGAGGACCUUGAGUGGCUUUAGAAAGAGGACUAGACAAAUUCAUGGAGGGGUAAGGCUACCAGUGUCUAUUAGCCAGGAUGGAUGUGUUCAGCCCUCCAGUAUGUUCCUGAAUACCAGUUGCUGGGGAACACAUGUGGUAAGAGUGUUGCACUGAGGUCCUACAUAUGGGCUUCCCAUUGGGGCAUCUGGUUGACUUCUGUGAGAGCAGGAAGCUGGACUAGAUGGGCCACUUGUCUGAUCCAGUAGUGAGGCUGGGAACCACAAGUGGGCAGAGCUGGUGUUGCAGUUGGAUCCUGUCUACAGGCUUCCCAUGGGGGCAUCUGGCUGGUCGCUGUGCUUCAAUAGACGGGCCUUUGGUCUUCUCUAGCAGCCAGGCUCUUAUUGUGUUCUUAGUUCCCUCUGGGCUUCUCUUCUGCAACUUGCAGUGUGGAAAGAGUAGCAGCCUACCUCACAGGGUUCCUGUACAGCACUAUAAACACUCUUUUGCAAUGCUCUUAAGUUGUCUGUUAAAAUAGCAGUAAUUCCCCUCACCGUUUAAUAAUGCUUUUACUACUUUGAGGAAAGCUGUGAGAAAAUUUUGCUGUUGACAGAAGCCGUUUGGAUCUGCCCUGCCCACACCAGCGUUUUCUCUACCGCUACCUAUGCUCUUUUGGCAGGAGCCGAUUACGGGCAGAUAUCCGAGGAGACGUGGACUUACUUAAGCACAAUCUACAGCGGAGGCCCUGAGAUUGCCAUCCGGCAGAAUGUGGCCCAGGUGCAGGAGGUGGAGAACAUGCACGGGGAGCAGAAGAUUGAGGCUGAGACCCGGGCGGCCUGAGAGACAACGGACCACGUGGGGAAGGUACACUGGAGAGGCGCAGGGGCAUCCAGAGCCCCUGAGGUUAGGCUCAUGUGGAUAGCUGCUUUACCUUCUGUCGCACCAUUUCCCCAUCUAGACCCAUUACAGUCUACUCCAGGGAUGGGGCAACUGUGCCCCCCCAUCUGUUGAACUACAACUCCCAUCAGCCCCAGCUAGCAUGCUCCAGUGGUCAAUGGAUGAUGGGAGUUAAGAAGCUGCCUUUAGAAUGUUUCUGAAUCCUGAAGAAUUUAUUUAAACAAACCCCUCUGUUCCAAAACCUUUCAACAGUUUUUUUUAAAAAACACAGCAUAAAAAGCUGCCUUGUAGUGAGUCAGACCAUUGUUCUAUCUAGCUCCUUAUCGUCUACACUGACUGGCAGGGACUCUCCAGGGGUUUCAGGCAGGAUCUCUUUCCCAGCCGUAUUUGGAGAUACUGCUGCGAUUGAACCUGGGACCUUCUGCAAGCAAAUCUGGUGCUCUGCCACUGAGCUGCACCCCCCCCCCAAAUAAAGAUUCUAGUCCAAUUGUUCAGCCAGCAUGAAGUAAUUAAGUGGGAAGAUAGAAAGUUUCCUUUAUAUCGAGCCAGACCAUUGGUCCAUUUAGCUUAGUAUGAUCUACAGUGAUGGGCAGCGGCUCUCGGGAAUUUCAGGCAGGGAGUCUAGGAGAGAUUUCCAUGGAGAAGCUGGGAACUGAACCUCAGACCUGUAUACAAAGCAGGUGCUCUAUCAUGGAGCCAUUGUAUUUCACCUAAAAAUAAAAGAAAGACCCUAGUCCUCAUGGUUCUGUAUGGGUUGAACUGAAUAAGAACUUAGGGAGAUUACUUAUAACAUGUCAGACCAUUGGUCCAUCUAGCUCAGUAUAGCCGACACUGACUGGCAGUGGGUCUCCAGGGUUUCAGGCAGGGGACAUUCCUAGCUUUACUUGGAGAUGCCAUUGGGGAAUGAAGCCAGGACCUUCGACACACAAAACGGAUGCUGUACUGCUGAGCUACAUUCCACGAGUCUUGUUGGGCUACCAAGUUCCCCAUCCGUGAUCCACUCUUCUGGCUCAAGGUGCUCAGCCCUGCUACCUAAGACCCUUUUGUUCACCUCAGGUACCAGGGAUUGAACCUGGGACCGUGAGCAUGCAAAGUGUGUUCACCACCAUGGAUCGAUAGUCUCUAUGCCCCCUCAACAUACUGCUCAUCAAGCCAUCUUUGUACAACACUGCCUGACCAUGCUUUUUUGCUUGCCUGCACAGAGGAUAGAGAGAGGUGUGUGGGCAUUUGUAGAAAUUAGCCUACAGUGCAAAGGUAAAAUUUGCACCCAUUGCUCCACCCACUUUUAAUAGAAUCAUAGAAUUGUAGACUUGGAAAGUUCCCAAGGGUCAUCUAGUUCAACCCCCAGCAAUGCAGGAAUCACAGCUGAUGAAUCCCAGACAGGUGGCCAUCCAACCUGUUUAAAAACAUCCAACAAAGGAAGAGGCUACCACCUUCCAAGAUAGUCCAUCCCAGCGUCGAACAACUCACCUUCAAAAAGUUCUUCCUAAUGUUUUGCCUCACCCAAGUGGCUACCAGGAGGAUGCCCAGAAGGAAACUUGGCCCCCAGGCUGAAAAAGGUUCCCCAGCUGUGUUCUAAAAAGAAGCACAGCUCUGAUCUCUUUCCUGUGCUCUUGACAGGUUGGGCUGGCCCUGACUUCCCCUUGGGGAGUGGACAUUCUUGGGAGUGAGUCCAAACACUCUCUGCAUUUCUUUGUUUCCCUUUCUCUCAUGUUAUGGAACUGAAAAAGCAUACAACGCAGCCCCCACCACCGUCACCUUGUCCUGUUCACAGUGAGUAACACGUGUAGGAAGCGAUGUUAAUUUUGUGGGGAAAAUAGAUAUAGAUCACCUGUGUGGAGUAAUUAAUAAAAGACUUGGCUGGGUCCCUAGAUCCAAAGCACAGGACUUAACACACUUUAGCAAGAGAAACACCUCCCUGGGUUUAAAAUCACAGAAUCAUGCAGCACAGUGAAGCAAGAGGGACAUAAGUUUUUAGACCUUUUAAAUAUCCUGUUAUAGCCGUGUACAGCACUUCCCCUUCUCUACCCCUCUUGCAACGGACAGAAAACAGCAUUACUAAGUUUAAAUGCUUUACUUACAAAACACCAAAGGUUAGAUUCAUGUGUUAUUCCAUGCAGCAGCAAGAAGAACAUAGGGUGUUUACAAAAUACAGAAAUAGCACACAGUCUGAGCUUGUAGCAAGCAAGCUCAGGCAUGUCCUAUUUCUGUUCAUUCUCUUUCACCAUGCAAACUCACAAAGGAAGAAACUUAACUUACUUCCAGGUGAGGGGCGUGACCUAGCUGAGUCUAGGAACAAAGUAGUAUGAUAAUAACCCCUUCAUGCAUUAACUAGCCCUAUGCUUUUCUAGCUAUAUUUGACUGCAAUUCCCCACAAAUUUGAUGCCUAGCCUAGCACCAAUGAGACCUCGCAGGUGUCCACUUGCAGCUUCACAGGCCAGAGAGUGCCCUGCAAGUCUUGCCUUGCUGAGAAAGAGGAAGACAUCUUUGCCAGAGUUGCAUUUGUCUGGUUUUUGCUUCCUUCCUUCCUAGUUCCUGACUGGAUAGGUCUUCAUUCUGCUUGGUGUGACCUCGGAGGAAGCUUGGAGAACUAGUUUUCCUGCUUUCUGCUGGCCUCCCCAUUUGUCCUUUUCCCUUUGGCGAUCCUUGUGGCCUUUCAACAGCCCUGACCUUUUAGCCCGCUCCUUGGGCACCAAGCAUAGCCACACACCUCUUCUUGUUAAUUUGCCUGCCUCCCUCCUCUUGGAUUUCUACCAUUUCAGUAGUUGAUGUAGCAGUUCUGCUGGAGUCAGACACAGAAGAUGUUUGUGGGGUGGAUGACCUUUCAGAGUAAUGUCAGGAGUUGCUCAUGUUCUCUCUCAGCCAGAGGCAUUAGAGUGACAAAAUUUCCCCCUACUAUUGCACAUAAUUCCCCCCCCCCCUUUCUGGUGUGUAUUGGCGGCGGGGAGCUUUCAAACCACAAAGUGGAUCCCAUCAUUGUGAUUUAUUUAUUUAUUUAUUUGUAAGGAUGCAAAACUCCACCUUCCGAUUCAGGAUGCCUGUCCCCCACCCCUUCCUUGAACACAAUCCCAUUCACAUAAAGAACAAGUGCAGCUGAUCAGCUUCUUCUCAUCCCAUUGACUGUGGCCUCCCUGAAAAUGGGUGUGUGGAAGGAAUUUUGAGGAAAUGGGUACCCAUGAAUUAGCCCCUGAUGACCCCAUACUAAUCUUGUCGCACCCACACAACAGCACGACCCACUCCUGAUUGCAUGUGCAGCCAGGAACACUGGAAGCAUCUUCCUAGGGAGGUGGGCAAUACUUGAUGUUUGGGUGCAGCUGCCUGUGAAACCAAGGAAGACGGAUUGUCCCACCUGACCCGGCAGCCCCACCCUCCUCCUUUUUUGGCUGUGGGAGAACAGGGGUGUGUCUCUGUCUUUCUGAAAUGCCUCCUGCAUCCAGACUGCUGGAGGACCAGCGUUAGAACAGUUCUGAUCUGUGGUGACAGAUUGGACAGUUUCUGAGGGAAAACCAUGUAGCCCAACAAGUCUGGCACACUUGUGAAGAUAGAGCCCCCCUCCCCAAUUCCAGGAACCACUACUGCAUUUUUCUGCUCAGCAGCUGACGAGAGAUACCUUUUUGAGGGAGGUCCUGUCUCAUGUUGCUUUGCACAGUCUCUGUUUCUGUCCAGCCACAUGUACCCUCAACAUAGUUUUGUGUUGGUAAUUGGUCUAGUUCAGUCUCACCUCCCCACACCUCUUUGCCUCUCUGGCCACUCCCAGGCUUUAAUGGGGUUGCUCCAAACCAACCAUUUUUUGUUUUGUUUAUGGGAAUGGAUAAGAGCGGAUAACGGAGGGAGAAGCAUGAAGAUCUCUUUAGUGAGAUGUGGCCUUCUGGAAGCACGAAAUCCUCUGCUGCAAACAGCAACCACUUCCGCCUCUUUUUAAAGAGAACUCUCUUGCAGAAGUUUCUCCAUCUUUUUGUUGCUGCUUUCCCUGUUGACCUGGAUCUGUAAAUGCCUAAAAGAGCAUCCUCCUAGGCACCCGAGGAGCGUGUGGGGAGAUGACUUGCUGUGGGGGGGUGUCAUUUCUGCUCUUACCAUGGAACGCCCUUUCCGAGGGCAGCCUCUGUUUGUGCUCUGUGGGUGGUGCCUUAAAAGAGACCGAGUACGUUAUGGAGUGUCAAACUCUUGUGCUCAAAUUCCUUCCUUUUGUGCUAAGACUGUUGAGCCAAUAAAAAACGCUUGCAUUCAGAAGCUGUGUAAAUAUU